Harpegnathos saltator (Jerdon's jumping ant) is the source of this 661-nucleotide messenger RNA. It is a transcript of the gene mRpL17, whose product is annotated as mitochondrial ribosomal protein L17. Gene Ontology annotation, cellular component: ribosome; mitochondrial large ribosomal subunit. The transcript has 3 exons. The coding region runs from base 69 to 608 and encodes 179 amino acids. The record is from RefSeq and is a predicted model, not a curated record. Gene Ontology annotation, molecular function: structural constituent of ribosome. NCBI's taxonomy places the organism in Eukaryota, Metazoa, Arthropoda, Insecta, Hymenoptera, Formicidae. Gene Ontology annotation, biological process: translation.
GAACAGCACAUUCUCACACAUGCGUCGUUGUAUUGUAAGAGGUAUUUUGGUAAGGUUAUAUUGCAAAGAUGAACCAAGCUAACGUUGAAAAAUUAGUGAACAAAUUGAGAUUCAAUGUCAAACCGAAUCCACGACGGAUGAGAAAUAUUGACGGUCCGGAGGGACGGCUUCGCAAAAUUCAAAAAACAUUAACAGCGUUAAUUAAGUACGAGCGAAUCGAGUUGAAUUACAACAGGGCUGACGAAACCAGAGGUUAUGUAGAACAGUUGAUACAUGAGGCAAUACGCAAUGGGCCUACACAUAAAGAAACAAUGGAUAUGGCCAAUUUCUGGAUAGCUGAGAAACAAUUGGUGCACAAAUUGUUUAAAGUUCUUGUACCAAGAUAUCAAGACUAUACAAUUUCAUUUACAAAACUUCAUAAAGCACCAAAGAAUUAUCCUGGCAGUCCGUAUGAAAGAGCAGUUUUAGAAUUUAAAGGUAACAUAUAUCCAAGCUUAGAACAAUAUAAUCCACACGAACGAAAUUUACUUCACAAUUUACUUCUUAAUGCAGCAAAGAAGGAAUAUCGAAUGGAGAAAUAUCAAGAAGUUGCAGAAAAUAUAAAAUAAGAGUUGAAUACAAGAGGAGGCUUUAAGUAACACACUUGUAUACAGUACCUUAG